This is a messenger RNA of Egretta garzetta (little egret), 2094 nucleotides long. It is a transcript of the gene ARHGEF37, whose product is annotated as Rho guanine nucleotide exchange factor 37. The record is from RefSeq and is a predicted model, not a curated record. The transcript has 13 exons. Gene Ontology annotation, cellular component: cytoplasm. NCBI's taxonomy places the organism in Eukaryota, Metazoa, Chordata, Aves, Pelecaniformes, Ardeidae. Gene Ontology annotation, molecular function: guanyl-nucleotide exchange factor activity; protein binding. Bases 91 to 2094 code for a protein of 667 amino acids.
CAGCACGGAGUGGGAGCGGAGGCGGCAAACCCUGCUCUGCCCUCGGGGACCAGCCCCUGCGCAGUCCCGGUGCUGGAGUGUCACACUGACAUGGCGAGCACCGAUGGGGCAGAGCCUGAUGCUGACGAUGCAGCUGAGGCCAUCUACGAGGAGGUGAUGCCCUGCAGCAGGAUGGAGCUGAGCCAGCGGCUGGCUGUGGAGGAGCUCAUCACCACUGAGGCCAGCUACGUCCACAACAUCCAGCUCUGUGUGUCGGACAUCCGGGCACACCUCCAGAAGAAAGAGCUGCCUGAUCUUGACCUGGAAGGACUCUUCUCUAACACCGAUGACAUCCUCCAUGUCUCCAGACGGUUCCUGAAGGGUCUUGAGGCUGCAGCUACCCAGGAGCACGAGCAGCUGCUCCGCAUCAGUGCCCUGUUCCAGGAGUUCAAGGAGGAGAUGGAGACCGUCUACAAGAUCUACUGUGCCAGCUACGAGCAUGCCCUCCUGCUGGUAGAGAGCUACCGCAAGGACCCCAGGCUGCAGCAGGAGAUCUUGGAGACCCUGAAUGCAACAGUGCCUCACACGGGCGCAUCAGACCUCAGCUUCUUCUUGGUGAUGCCGGUGCAGAGGGUCACCAAAUACCCGCUGCUGCUGCGGAAGAUCCUGGAGAACACCCCCACCAGUGCCAGUGCCUACCCGGCCCUGCAAGCAGCUGUCCACGCCAUGGGCCAGGUCAACGCCAACAUCAAUGAGUACAAACGGCGCAGAGAAGUGGCAACCAAAUACAACAAGGCCGAGCACCUGACGCUGCGGGACCGCUUCGCACGCCUCAACACGCACUCCAUCGCCAAGAAGACCACACGGCUGAGCCGGCUCUUCAUGCACGAGGCCGGCAUCGUGGCCAAGACGGAGGACAGGGAAUACGACGACCUGGAGGAAAAGUUCCAGUGCGUGGUGUCCAGUGUGGCUGCACUGAAGGAGAAUGUGGCGUCCUAUCUGGGCCAUUUAGAGGGACCUGCCCAGCAGUACCGCCGCUUUGCAGAAUAUCUCCAUGGCACUGUAUUCCCAGAGUUCAAGCGACGGCUGGACAGGCUGGUCUGCCAGCCACUCUGCAGCCUCUCAGACAUGCUGGUGGGGCCACAGCAGCUCGUCAAGAAGCGCCUGGACAAGCUGCUGGACUAUGAGGAGAUCCAGGAGCGGAAGAGUGAGAUGGGCAGCGUGACAUACGACGAGGAGGCAGCCAUGAAUACCUACCUUGCCAUCAAUGCCCUGCUUGUGGCCGAGCUCCCGCGGUUCAACCAGGUGGCUCUCCAGCUUCUGGGGCAGAUACUGUGCUCCUUCAGCACCCUGCAACGGGACUUGGCUGCCCAGGUCCUGCACCAGGCAGAAAAGGAGCUGGAGCAGAUGCCCCAUGGCCGUAUGCCUGUGCCCAGUUUCUGGAAGAUGGUGGAAGACACCUUGCGGCAGUCUGGGGCUCAGCUCCAUUCCUUCUGCCAGACGUUUGAGACGGUCACACCAAGCCCUGUGACACAGCCUCUGAACCCUGCCGAGGAGCGGAAGGUCCUUUCCCUCGUGAGCAAGCACGGCCCAGACAAACUUUACCAAGUGACAAGCAACAUCAGUGGCAGCAAAGACUUGGACCUGACCUUGCAAAGGGGACAGAUUGUAGCUCUGCUGCAGAGUGUGGACACUAAGGGGAACACAAGCAGAUGGCUGGUGGAUGCUGGAGGUCCCCGAGGGUUUGUGCCUGCUGGAAAACUCCAGCCCUAUUGCCCGGUGCAAAGCCAGCAGCCCGGGAUGCAGAUGCCAGCCUUGGAGAACAGCACAGAACGAAGGCGAUAUUCGUAUGCACCACCUGAAGCUCCCAGGCCCCAGGUGGCCACCUUCACCCCAGCUUUCCAGGUGGUCGCCGGCUUCUCCUUCGCAGCCCGGAGUCCGCAGGAGGUGAGCCUCCAGGCAGGGCAGCCCGUGGUGGUGCUGGAGCCACACGACAAGAAGGGGAGCAAGGAGUGGAGCCUGGUGGAAGUGAAUGGCCAGAGGGGCUAUGUGCCCUCCAGCUACCUGAUGACUGUCCCUGUGCAGGAGCCCAUGGGCUGGAGCUUGCCUGUGUGA